AACAUACCAGCGUUAGGAAUAUGACAGUGACAUACUUUUCAAUUGUUAUACAAGAACUAAUUCGACACCCUCCCACGUGGGCAUGUACCAAGUUAUCUGGUCAACGUCAAAGUUUCCUUUCGCUGAUAAUGACAUGAACGUAGCUGAUGAAUGCUGUUGCUGUCGUCGCCCUCCGCGUCACCCUGGUGUUGAUGGUGUCACGUGAUGUCCAGUCAGCCACGCCCUGUCCCCGGUCCUGCAUAACAGACGUCCAGGUGCUGUCCUGUCGCCGACUGACCACCCGGGAUCUUCAAGUUGUAGGGUCCUGUGUGGAGGAUCUGCCAUUAACAGCAGUUGUGGAUUUGACAUACAACAAAAUCGCCUGUUCUUGUGAAUUCCUGAAAUUGUCAAAGAAACUGCUACAAUCAAAGAUUAUCUUGUUUGAUUCUACGAAAUGCUCCUCAAAAGUUAUCAAAGGCUGCUACACUGGUCAGUAUAACAGGGCACAGCUUGUCAGGAACAGCGGCAGUUACUUCCACGUAGUGGGGGCAGUGUUCAACAUAGGAUCAACCGGAUGGCGUCGAAGAUUUGACCGUCAUUAUAUCAAACUGAGGAACAUUUUAACCAGAAUUGUUGACUCCGGUACUCGUCACUUCUAUCUGGUCAGGCUUAUUAGAAUUAUACGUAACACAGAAUGGAGAAUGGACAGUAAAGCUUUGAAAGAGGAGCGAAGUCCUGAUAGAAAUGAUGCUCCGAAACGUACCAAUGCCACCUCAAUAAUUGAGAUAAACAAGUACGUCUUUCAGAAUGUAAGUCGAGAAGAGGCAGAACCAAGAAUGGUCAAUUUCGUCAUCUUCAGCAGCAUCAUCGGCGCCACCGUCCUUGGCACCCUCGUCGGUCUCAUCUGCAAGUUGGACUCAGACCGACGCACCAUGCUCAAGACCCGUCCUAUGGGUUACGUUGACCCCCAACUACAGACCCGGAUCUGGAGCUGGCAUAAUUUUCUCAAAAAGCUGCAGUUGUACAAGCGUGAGAAGGCUGAAGAGGCAUCUCGCGUAAACGGCAAUCCUCAGGUGACAGGACGUCUAUUUGUCAAGCAGUCCAAGGUCGAACCCAAAGGGGAAAUUCAAGUGCAGGAGAAUGGUCCGGCUGCAGCAGUUACCUCCCUUACAAAGAUGGUUGCACAACAACCGUUUCAGUCCUUCAGUCACACACAGCUUGACGGGUCGUCACGUGCUCUGUUACAUGGAAGUAGAUCAAGCUUAGGUUCCCAAAGAUUUGAACCCAAGGGACUCAGCUCUCGGGAACCAAGUUCUGAUGCGCUGUGUGGCCAGGCUUCUCGCUCUAAACAAUCAGUCGGUGCAAUGGAGGAACUUGAAAUUCCAAUUAUUGCUCAAAGUAGUCCGUCAACCGGCGGAGGAAAUAGCGAUGAAAGCAUCCCGGCUUCAGUUGAGGACAACACAUAAUAUCGACGAAUAUCCGAAUCCUGGACGUCUCACAGUAAACGUGAUUUCAUAUUCCCGUGAGAGUAGUAGACUCGCAACGUCCCUGAUAACCUUUACCGAGGAUUAGUUUUCCUGAUCGUGUGGUAAUAAAAUAUGUUGAUAAUGACAUGAAUUACAGAUAUAAAGUCAGGGGCAAACAAGA
This is a messenger RNA of Haliotis rufescens (red abalone), 1626 nucleotides long. RefSeq lists its product as uncharacterized. Lineage: Eukaryota; Metazoa; Mollusca; Gastropoda; Lepetellida; Haliotidae. The record is from RefSeq and is a predicted model, not a curated record. The coding region runs from base 147 to 1445 and encodes 432 amino acids. The transcript has 10 exons.